GCUGUUAUCCGUUAGCGCUGUUGUUCUUCACUCAUCUGAGAUGUGGGCGUCUGAGUUUCUGCAUGUGUAUAAGUGUCUGUCUUAUCUGCGUCUCACUGAUCUGAUCGUCUCUUUAAUCAUCUUUAAUGUCCAGGACAUCAGGAGGUCACCUGACAGCGAGUCGGACGUUUGAGACUGAUCUGGAUCUCACGUGAAUCUGGACUCGUGCUCAUGUGUGCAGAUCUUCAUUAAAUCACGAUGACAGCGGCGCUUCAUCUCAGAGUCAUGCGGCCCGUCACAUCACUGCUGCUCGCCGUCUCCAUCACGCUCUCAUUGAACGUGUGGUUGGUGUGUGGUGAGUCUCCAGGAGUGUUUGGGGAUGAGUCUGCAGGUUACGGGCCUGUGUUUGAAGAUCAGCCCGUCGACACCAUCUAUCCUGAAGAAUCACCUGAGGAGAAAAUCACCAUGAGCUGCAGAGCGCGAGCAAAUCCACCCGCCACAUACAGAUGGAGAUUAAACAACACAGAUAUUGUGAUUCGUGACGGUGGUGACGAUCAUUACAGACUGAUGGGGGGAAACCUCAUCAUCACUGACCCCGACAGGAGCAAGCAUUCUGGGAAUUAUUCCUGUCUGGCAACCAAUGAGUUUGGCACAGUGAUCAGUCAGAGAGCUUCAGUUCAGUUCGGAUAUUUGGACAUGUUCUCCACAGAUGAGAGAGAGGCAGUGUAUGUGAAGGAGGGGCAGGGGGCGGUGCUACUGUGUGCUCCGCCCCCACAUUUCCCAGAAGAUCUGUCCUUCCGCUGGAUGCUCAAUGAGUUUCCAGAUUUCAUUCCAAUGGAAAAACGUCGUUUCGUGUCUCAGGCGACCGGAAACUUCUACAUCUCCACCGUCAGAGCGUCAGACAGCGGAAACUACUCGUGUUUCGUGUCGAGUCCGUCCAUCGCCAAGAGUGUCUUCAGUAAAUUCAUCCCGCUGGUGCCCAUCGCUGAACGUUCUCUGCGCAAAUAUCCCGCUGAUAUUAAAGUGAAAGCUCCAGACACACACACACUCAUCGGACAGAACAUCACGCUCGAGUGUUUCGCUCUGGGAAAUCCGAUCCCUCAGAUCCGCUGGAGGAAGGUGGAUGGUGAACUUCCUGUUCAUCGUCAUGACAUCAGUAUGGCAGGAAGUCUCCUUCAUCUGUAUGACGUUCAGUAUGAAGACGAGGGUUUGUACGAGUGUGAAGCUGAUAACUCCAAAGGAAAAGACUGGCACAAACUUCAUCUCAUCGUGGAGGGAGCUCCUGAAUGGAUGGAGAAGAUCACGAGUUCAGAGAGAGAUAUCAACAGUGAUUACAUCAUGUCCUGUCUCGCCAGCGGCAAACCCAAACCACACGUUCACAUCCUGAAGAACGGACGAACGGUCUCCAUGAAUCAUGAGAUUCGUUUGAAUCAGCUGUCGUUUGAUGAUUCGGGGAUGUAUCAGUGUAUCGCUGAGAACCGUCACGGGGUGAUUUACGCCAGCGCUGAACUCCGAGUGUUCGCUGGUGCUCCUUCAUUUGAGUUCAGCCCUGUGAAACCCAAAAUACUUGCAGCCAAAAACGGGCGAGUGAUGAUGGAGUGUAAACCACGAGCGGCGCCGCGUCCAAACAUCUCCUGGAGUAAAGGAACUGAACUCCUACACAAGUCCAGCAGGAUGUUCAUUUGGCCAGACGGGAGUUUAGAGAUUAUUAACGUCACUAAAUCAGAUGAAGGCACAUACACGUGUUUCGCUGAGAACGACAGAGGACGAGCGAACAGCACCGGUCACUGUCAUGUGUCUCUGUCUCUCUCAGACGCUACAAAGAUCACGCUCGCUCCGUCUAACGCUGAUGUCAGUGUCGGGCAGAGUGCCAGGAUGGAGUGCGCUGCGUCACAUGACCCGACCCUUGACCUCACCUUCAUCUGGUCACUCAACGCUCACGUCAUCGACUUUGACAAAGACAGAGAACAUUUCGAACACAAAAUGGAUAUAAAUCAGGACGGUCAGGCAGGGACGUCGAGCUGUGAGCUGGUGAUCAGAAACACACAGCUGAAACAUGCGGGUCGAUACACCUGUACAGCACAGACACCUGUAGACAACAUCACCACAUCUGCUGAGCUGGUGGUCAGAGGACCCCCAGGUCCUCCCGGAGGUGUGCGUGUGGAUGACGUAAUGAACAACAGUGUGAGAGUCACCUGGAGUCACGGGACGGAUAAUCUGAGUCCAAUCUCAACAUAUACUAUACAGUACAGAGACACCAGAACACAACACGACUGGAGAGAUGCCAAUACCUCUCCAGUGAUUGUGGAGGGAAAUACAGAAAUGGCGACUGUGGUGAAUCUCCAACCGUGGACUGAAUAUGAGUUUCGGGUCAUUGCUACAAACACUCUGGGUACAGGACCGCCCAGUGACCCGUCACCCAAGACAUUCACAAAACAAGCCAAGCCUGUGGUGGCCCCAUCAGACAUCAGUGGAGGAGGAGGAACCAGCAGAGAACUCACCAUCACAUGGACGCCAAAAGUUCAUUUAAUGUCUGAUUUGUGUGCAGCGGUCCAGCCGCAGUAUUAUUACGGCAGUAACUUCGGUUACAUCAUCGCGUUCAGACCUCAUAACGAGCACGAGUGGCUGAAGGUGACGGUCGCUGAUCCUCAGGCACAGAAAUACGUCCACAAAGACUCAAACAUCCCGCCGUCCACUAGGUUUGAGGUGAAGAUGAAAGCGUUUAAUAGUCAGGGUGAAGGACCGUACAGCGUCAGCGCCUUUAUUUACUCUGCACAGGACGUUCCAUCAGAUGCGCCCACAGUCGUGGAGGCGAGAACACUGUCAGCGACUGAAGCAAUCGUGUGGUGGAUCCCCGUCCAAUCACAGAAUAUUGAAGGAUAUCAGGUGCGUUACUGGUGUAGAUCCACAGAGAACGAGGCGUCUGCUCAGCGUGUUCUGGUGUCCGGUCGAGAGAAUCACACGCGUUUGGAGAACAUGAAACCUGAUUCUCAUUAUCUCAUCGAGGUGCGCGCGUACAACGGUGCUGGAUACGGACCCGCCGGCCAACGACACGAAAUCUACACCAAGAAACCCCCUCCUAACCGGCCACCCAAAAUAAUCGGCACAAAGAUGCACUCGAGCGGGACGUUGAUCAAUAUCGCGUGGGAGCACGUCAGAUCUCUGUCCAAUGAGUCGGCUGUUGUGGGUUAUAAGGUGCUGUACAGACCGGAGGAUCAAAGUAACACCAUUCUGUACACCACAGUGAAACAGUCCAUCGAUCUGCCCAUGAGGAAGGGUGAAUAUCUGGUGGAGGUGCGCGCUCACAGUGAGGGAGGAGACGGAGCCGUUGCACAAGUGCGCAUCACAGGUGGCGGCGUGCUGACGGUUCAGUCUCUCGCUGGCGUCUCUCUCAUCCUCACGCUGAUGUUCAGUUUGAUUCUCUGAAUGUAGAUUCAUCAGGAUUCACAGUGAAGAACUCUUACACAUGACGAGGCCUUCAGACGACACAAACACACAAAUAUUCCCAACCGGAAUACAAAAGACUUCCAGAAUUCCAGAAUGGAAAUGAACCUUCGGGACAAUGUCAGAGACUCAUGAGACGCGCUCUGAACUGAUCGAUAUGCCUUAUAACACCUGAAACUCUCAUCUAUACCGUCAGAACACUUGUGUUAAUGUGUGAGCACUGAUUGGUCGAGGAGGACGUGACACAGGAAGUGCUUGUGCGGUAACUCUUCUUCAAGUGCUCUAUAACAUUGUUAUAAAAGAUCAGCGCUUGACUGACUGAGAUUUGUUUUUAUGUCAUUUGUGAAUCAGUGGCUUCAUUUCCUGUUUCAGUACUGAAGCUCGUCCAUUGAUGAAUAUAAACAAACCGUCAAUCAACCAUUCAAGAAUUCAACUCUAUAAACAUUCUACAUCAUAAAAUGACAUCAUGCUAGAGUAUUAUAUAUGCAAUCAUUUAUAAGCUAUUUAAACUCUGUUUUUUUUCAUAUUAGCAUAUCUUAUAAAGGGAUUUUAAUUAGGAAUAUGAUUUUAAAGCCACAUCUGUGCGCAGUGAACCGAGUGCAUGUGAACAUCAGAUACUAAAUGUCAUUAAAUGAAAACAGACUUUUGUCUUUUUUGCGAUUAAUUGCCAGAAAAUGAGUAAUGCGUUGUAUUUGUCCGCUUUAGUCGUAUAUGCAGAGCUUUAGUAUAAUAGAUCCAGAUCAUGACGAAGAGACGUUGCAAAAGAACAAUGAUGGACUGAUUCGGAGUCAGUUUUACUGUUUGUUUAAGCAUCACACGAGUGUUUGAGCUGAUCUGGGGUCAGUGUUUAAGCCUGAGGUACAGUGGAAGAACAGACGUGAUGUAUAUUUAUAAAUGUUCCAUCAGACGUUGAAUCUGAACAUCAGCUCAAUGUUUUAACACAGACCAAUCAGCUGUGAGCUCCAGACUUCAGCAACAGAACAAUACAAAUACAAUUCUGCUUCAUAUUGAACCCAAAAUAAUGCUACGAAACCAAUUGAUCUGUUUUAAAAAUAACAAUAAAUACAAUUCAUAUUAAAUGAUCUUAUACAAUGAUUUAAAUAAUAGACCAGAAACAUCACAAGCUCCUGUAAGAUAGACAGCGAGUUUAUUUCUGAAAUAAUGACAUUUGUAGUGAAACCAUGGCAACCACAAUAUAUAUAUAUAUCUUAAACUAUAAGUUAUGUACAGUAAAUAUACUAUAUAGUUACUGUAAUAAAGCCAUGGUCAAUAUUGUGGUUAUGACUAUUUGCAAGCGAUUAUAAAUGUUAUUACCACAGUUUUGGGUUUUCCUGUAUUAUUACAUUCAUGGUUACAGUUCAAAUAUGGUUAUCCGUCAGUUUUGUGGUUACUCUGGUUCCCUUUCGAUUCAGUUCACUCAAUAUUGCCGUAAGCACUAUGAGGAAGUCCUUCUGGACGACCUUGUUAAACCCUUAGUCAAUCACAGCGAUCCUCUGAUUGGCUGUGGUGUCUGAGCCCCGCCCCUUCAGGCGGGCAGUUGGCCUAUAUGAGUGGGCGCUCAGUCACCACUUCUUCCGAAUUUUCUUCCUUCAAGCAGGGCUGGACUGGUAAUCUGGCAUACCAAGAAUUUUCCCGGUGGGCCAACACACUUUGGGGCCGAUCAGGGGCGGACUGGCCAUCGGGAGCGGGCCAAGCGGACUGGUAAGUCGGCCGCCGAUUGUGCCGCGAUGAGCUGAAAUGAGCCACCGCGUUAUGCAGAACAGACCACAAAAUUGCACCUCGAUAUGCAGAAAAGGACAGCUAAGGCCCCCAACAACUUUUGGCUCACCUCUCAACCCGCUCAACAUGUUUUGGGCCAGUUGCCAUGUAAAAUCCCAGGCCGAUUUCUCUUCCCAGUCCAGGCCUGCCUUAAAGACUAUGAACUUCAUCUUUGUCUUGGAGUACUUCUACUUUGCCGUCGACGGAACUUCUCAGCAAGACACGAACAGUACGACUCGUUACCUGUGCUCAGCGCCUGCACCGAAAGUCUUUCCGCUCCCCUGUGGCUUCCGGUGAAGAGUUCUCCACAUCACCAUUGGAGAUGCUCUUGGUGAACGUGUCCUUCGCUUAAGAUGCUCGUCGUUGGUCAACGCAGCGCUUCAGCGAUCUUCUACCUGCUUGAGAGCUACGUUCACUGCCUGGGCCAUGCCCACGCACAAGCAUCUCUCAUGGAGACCGACGGCCCCCACUGCGAGGGCAUGGAUCUCCAGACAUUGUGCUCUAGGAUCGACCUCGUUCUGAAGUAGAUCCAGCCUCUCAUGCUUCUGUGAAGUCCUGAGGGACCACAUGAGGAGGCAUGGAGAGGCAGUAAGGUUGAGCUAGAAGAAUUAGAUGAGGAGCUUGUGCUGGUGCAAGCCCUGCGCGCCCCCCAAACUUCCGAUCUAACGUCUUCGCCUGUGCAAUAUGCGCGUGAGGAGCUCCGGCCCUCUAUUAGUGUGCGUGGCCUCAUUACAUUUGCCGGCUCUGACGAUGGGAAUGAUGCUGUGACACUCGCAGCGUUCCCAUCAGUGAUGCUGCCAUCCUCAUUAAUGUGGACCACGCAGAGGAAAACGACGACUCAAAGCUUCCCCUGGCUGAACAGGCGGUCGCACCUCACCGCUGCCAUAAUCCCGCCCCGCCCCUCCAAGCCACAUCGACUGACGUCCGGACUUGCUGGAAGGCAAAUGGUGUGUCCUUACAGGACAUAUGUUUGGCACAGGAGCUUUUAUAACCUGGAAGUGGGGUCCAUCUUCUCACAAGUCCUCUCUGCAUAGAGCGCUUCUUACUUUGAAGCGGGUGAGCCCGAGCACAUGACUGUAAUCAACACAGCCGCCUAAUUAUAUGCUGUUGAACUGCCCCUUUAAAAGUCAUAAGUACUCCCAUAAGAAAUUAAACCUACUUUCCCAACCUUGUUGUGAGAGGGUUAAUAAUUCAUACUGUGCAUAUCUAUACCUAUAUAGAUCCCAGACUACAUUAGUUUCCACCUGGCAGCCGCCACGUGGGACUGUUCAUAUCUUUAAGAUGACUUAAGUCAUCGGCGGUGACUCCUCAUGAAUAUAUCUGUUAGUGAAUCGGUGACUGAGCGCCCGCUUAUACAGGCCAACUGUGCACCCGAUGGGCGCUGAAUAAGGGGAUUGGCGUGAUUGAAUAAGGGUUUAAACAAGAUCGACAAGACAGCCAGGGAUGGAUUACCAACCGGGCCAAUGGGGGCCUGUGCCCAGGGGCCCUUGACUGCCCGGGGGGGCCCUGGGAUUUAAGGUUGCAUGAUCCAAUUUGGCGAUUUCCCCCCACUCGAACACAUCAACCAUUCUAUUUCAGCAGAACUAUUUCAGAAAAUAAGUUCCCUCUCUGUCCUCUGUGGGGCUCAAUACGAGGUGUCUAUGACAUCACAAUGAGAAUGUCAAUGAUGUAACAGUGCUGACAGCUUCACUGAUUCAUCUGUUACAGAUACGGUGUAACUGUCACAAACAUUGUUUGAGUUUAUUGUCCAAAGAUCAAAUGAGGUCAUGAUCAAUGAGCACAAAACAACUGACUGUAUCGCUCAAAUCUGUGCCAUUAUCAGGUGAUUGUGUGAUGAAUGUUAAUAACUUAUCAAAACUUUAUUUGCAGAUUUUUGUUCUUUACAGCCGCUAAUAUUUGAACAUUUGUAGUCUGUCUGUAUUUGCACAAAUAAUUGAUUCAUCGUUUCCGUCCUGAUAUAAGUUCUGUAUGUUUAUUCUGGAUCAUUUAGAUUUAAUGUAUAUCAUCUGUUAACUCACGAGAGAUGAAUGUGUGUCCAGUGUGCUCGUUCUGCUCUUAACAGAUAUUUGAUUUGAUGAUGGAGGUUUAUUUUGGUUAUUGAUGCUUAUUGAUAGUUUGAGAUGUGUCUGUGUCAGGGGUGGGCUGGCCAUUGGGAGAACCGCGCGAUAAACGGCGAUAAGCUGAUAUGGGCCGCUGUGUUAUGCCGAACGGACCGCGACUGGCUGAAGAGGGCCACGAUAUGCAGAAAAGGACAGCGACAAACCCCCCGCCCCCCCCGCUCAACUUUAGCGCUGCAGUUAUUCAGAGGACAGUUGCAUGAUGGGAGGUGAAUGCUCAUUGGCUGUGUGUUGCUGGUGAAAGGUUAAAGGUCAAGUGAGAUCUUUCUCUAAGACAUUGUAGAUAAAGACUAACCUGUUAUUAUCUGCUUCAUUCAUCUCAGUCUUCUCUAUUAAACUUUAUAGAGACCAAUUCAACACUUCUUGUGUGUUUUUGUCAGUAUGAAUGAGGUGUCAUGUUUGGAAAUAAGAUGAAGUUAACCUUGUGCAACCCUGCGUCCACAUGUGUGGAUGUUGUAUUUUGGCUUCACUAGUUGCAACGCAUAAUUUAAAUAAAUUUAA
Messenger RNA from Xyrauchen texanus (razorback sucker), 7799 nucleotides. RefSeq names its product contactin-1a-like. The transcript has 24 exons. Gene Ontology annotation, biological process: cell-cell adhesion; brain development. Gene Ontology annotation, molecular function: cell-cell adhesion mediator activity. Lineage: Eukaryota; Metazoa; Chordata; Actinopteri; Cypriniformes; Catostomidae. The record is from RefSeq and is a predicted model, not a curated record. The coding region runs from base 238 to 3405 and encodes 1055 amino acids.